Molecule: messenger RNA, 3624 nt
Organism: Fukomys damarensis (Damara mole-rat)
Lineage: Eukaryota; Metazoa; Chordata; Mammalia; Rodentia; Bathyergidae
Gene: Gulp1
Product: GULP PTB domain containing engulfment adaptor 1
Exons: 15
Coding region: 559-1773 (404 amino acids)
Source: RefSeq, a predicted model, not a curated record
GCCCAUGCAGUUAUAGGUAAGACUUUAGCAAGGUAACUGAAUUAUGAGGCUUAUCGUUAACCUGCUGUUGGGAGGCAGGGUCUGCUCAGUAACCUGGGCAUGGCUGGGCUUUGUCGUUCCUGGCUCUCUGCUUCCUGCUCUCCAUUUCUGAGCAGCUCACCCCACUGUGAUCCUUGCCAUCCUGCCUGGAGUAGCAGCUCUGGACUGAAAUCUACAAGUUUCGGAGUGAAAGUGACAGGAGGACCGUUCUGAUGGCAGCCCUGUGAUUGAGGCUGUGUGAAGUCGGGCCCGUAGAUCCCGUCAGCUGUGUCUGGGUGAAUUCAGAAUGAACAGCGGACUUUUGAAUGGUAGAAUUGUGAGAAUAUGAAGCCAUUGCAAAGCAGACCUUAACUGAUUGUCAUCUACUCUUCAAAAAAAGCCUGACACUUCAUUUUGUCAAAUUUGUAACAAAAAAUGUUUGCCAAAGAGGAAAAAAGAUCCUACUCUACCCAGAGAUGGGGCAUCAACUGUGGUAGAAAGUGUGACUGAGCUGAACAUAAGACUUGGCAGAUUCUCAUCAUGAACCGUGCAUUUAGCAGGAAGAAAGACAAAACAUGGAUGCAUACACCUGAAGCUUUAUCAAAACAUUACAUUCCCUAUAACGCCAAGUUUCUUGGCAGCACAGAAGUGGAGCAGCCAAAAGGGACAGAAGUUGUGCGAGAUGCGGUGCGGAAGCUAAAGUUUGCAAGACACAUCAAGAAAUCUGAAGGCCAGAAAAUUCCUAAAGUUGAACUGCAAAUAUCAAUUUAUGGAGUAAAAAUCCUAGAACCCAAAACAAAGGAAGUCCAGCACAAUUGCCAGCUUCAUAGAAUAUCAUUUUGUGCAGAUGAUAAAACCGACAAAAGGAUAUUCACUUUCAUAUGCAAAGAUUCCGAGUCAAAUAAACAUUUGUGCUAUGUAUUUGACAGCGAAAAGUGUGCUGAAGAGAUAACUUUAACCAUUGGCCAAGCAUUUGACCUGGCAUACAGGAAAUUUCUAGAAUCUGGAGGCAAAGAUGUUGAAACAAGAAAACAGAUUGCAGGGCUACAAAAAAGAAACUUAGUGUUCUCAUGUGACUUUGCUUCACUUCCCGAUGCUUCUCAUGGGGAUCAGAGCAGCAGAAGCAGCAGAUUCUGGAUCCAAGACCUAGAAACAGAAAACAUGGAACUUAAAAAUAAAGUACAAGAUUUGGAAAACCAAUUAAGAAUAACUCAAGUAUCAACAUCCCCACCGCAGCACAGAAUAUCUGCUCAUGAGCCACAUGGGUUUCCGAGAUGCUCUUCUUCUCUCUGGCGUAGUAGUGCUGAUUCACCUCCCUCUCUAAAUGUGUCUUCCAUUUCUGUCACUCCUAUCACCUCGCCUGAUUCCAGACUGAGACUGUUAAUACCACCGCCUUCUAAAAAUGGCCUUCCCAAGCCUGUCAGUAAGAAGAGCAUUCCAAGACCUCAUGCAGGCAGUGUGGCACCUCGGUCACCCUCCACUGACGUCUUCGAUAUGAUUCCAUUCUCUCCAGUUUCAGACCAGUGUUCAGUACCUACUCGCAACGGCACACAGCCACCCCCAGUACCUAGUAGAUCUACAGAAAUUAAACGGGACCUGUUUGGAGCUGAACCUUUUGAUCCAUUUAACUGUGGAGCAGGGGAUUUCCCUCCAGAUAUUCAAUCAAAAUUAGAUGAAAUGCAGGAGGGGUUCAAAAUGGGACUAACUCUUGAAGGCACAGUAUUUUGUCUCGACCCAUUAGACAGCAGGUGCUGAUGUCGGCAAGGAGAGAGGUCUCCUUGAGUUCUACUUGUUUAUAUCCGUAUCUAUAGUGCAUUAUUACUUUGAGAAAGGUAUUAUAAAUGUGCCAAUAUAUUUUGAACAUCUUAGCAUAUUUUGAAAACUAUUGCUGUAAAAUUUCUUCACAGUGUUGAUCUGCACCUCUUACUUCAAAAGCAACUUAGAGUAAUGUUACUUUUACAUUUCUUCUUGUUUCUGUUGUGAACAAAUUUGUAAUUGAAACACAAAUCAUCCCAAUAAUCUGCCUAGCUUGUGGUCUAAAUAAUUAGCAUCUUGAAAUUUGAGUUCAUUCUUCAUGAUGCUAAUUUACUUCUCAUGUCCCAAAAGCCAGACCUUAAAUGGUCACUUUUAAAAUUCUGAAGAUAUAUACCAAUGUUCUAUUUUCAAACCAAUAAAAAUAUUACCAUUCAAUGGAUAGAUGUCAUUUUAUAUAUAAAAUGCUGUCCACAUCAUUAGGAAAGUGUUGACUUUGAAUUCCAUGCCUCCUCUCCACUAAUAUUUAGCUGAUAAAAUAAAUACAUAAAUUCCAAUAAUAAUUAAAUCAAAUAUAUUUAGAAUAUAAGAUAAUAAGCAAAUACAAGGUAAUAAUAUUAUGUUAUUAAAAAUUAGUCUGUAAAUUAUUUGUUUUAUAAAUAAUGACUGGAAAACAAUACAAAUUUACCAUUAGUAAAAUUCUUAAAAUCUCAUUUCUAAUGCAUAGUAAACAUCACUAUAAAUUCUAAGCAUUAUCUGAACUGAUACUCCUUUAAAUGUAUUUGAAAUAUGUGCUGUGUAUAAGUACAAGGCCUAUUAUGCCCACUUACUUCUCAUAAUAUGGAAUAUUUUCAUAGUCUCCUUUAAGAAAGAUAUUUUUUUCUCACCAAAGUUUAUUUUGUGAUGCCCCACUGGUUUUGAUACUUUAAAAUGUAUGGCAGUGAAGUAUCAAAGUAUUUAGCAAUAUGAUCUAUUUCUUUUGUUGAAGUCAAAUUUCGUUUUUCACAAAAUUCAAGUUUCUGCUUAGCUUCAUCUUAAAGUGAGCAGUGAAAUUCCUUGGCACCUUAUUCUUGACGUGCCAAUGGAAGCUGAUGGACCUCUAAAGACAUUUGUCACCUGUACCUUUGUCCACUAUUUAACAGAAUAACAGCAACAGUGCGACAAAAUUUUAUAGUCAGCAUUUCUAAUGUGAUUUAUCAGUUGAAAAGCAAAAUGAACUAUGAAAACGUGGGCUUAGUUAGGAUGUAGCCAUCAAAAAUGAAUAAAUAGAUUAUUUUACUCAUGGAAGUUUUCUUCAAGUUCUGAAGGUACAUUUUCACUAGGAAAACAAAUCACAUAUGCUCAUGCAAUAUUAUAUUUGUGUGUAUCUCUGUAAUGUUCUAUGGUAUAUGCAAGCCUUCUUGUUUGAGUUGUUACAAAUUGUACCUUAUUUAGGGGGUAGUGGAUGUUUCAUAAGGAAGAGUCUUUAUAAUUUUGUUUGUCAUAUAGUAUUUUGGAAUUUAUAUAAUGAGAAGGUUUUGGAGCCAUAUGUAUGGCUUAUUUUUAACAGAUAGAAUUUGUAUUUUUAUUGUACUUUAAAAAGCUUUAUGUAACAGGUAUAUAUUUAGUGGCCAUUUAUUAUCAAUGGUAACACAAUAGUACUAAAAUGAUAUUUGCAUAUUUAAGGUAUGUUAGUUUGCCAGUUUUUUAUGGUAAUCAACUCUGCUACUGGCAUGAUUAAAUAGUACAUAAUCAGUCAUCAAUUAUGAACAUUUACUUCACCAGUUCCUUUUUAUGAAGCUCUGGUUAAAAGCUGUAUUUCUAUGUAAACGCAAUGAUAUGUUUGAUUUUGCCGAGAAUAAAUCAUUUUAAAUA